AUCUCAUUCCACACCAUCUCUUUUAUAACAAAAAUUGUAAGCCAAAACCCAAAAAAUUUGCAAAAAUGUCUCUAGUGACAGAUGAGAUCAGGGCCAGUGCCUCAGAAUUCUACACUGGAAAUGAUAUCUGCCAAGAAAAGUCCAAAUUCUUGCUAACAGAAAUGGGUUUACCAAAUGGCCUACUUCCCAUGCAAGACAUGUUAGAAUGUGGCUAUGUGAAGGAUACAGGAUUUGUUUGGCUCAAAUCCAAGAAAAAAACUGAGCAUAAGUUUGAGAAAAUUGGAAGGCAGGUUCAAUAUGGAGCUGAAGUGACAGCCAUUGUUGAACAAAACAAGAUCAAGAAACUUACUGGGGUUAAAGCUAAAGAGCUCCUUAUGUGGCUAACACUUACUGAAAUCUGUGUGGAUGAUCCACCAACUGGAAAAAUCCAUUUCAAGGCUACAUCUGGACUUUCUAGGACUUUUCCUGUGUCAGCUUUUGAGAUUGAUGUGCCUAAGAAAGAAGAAGUCAAAGAAGAAGUGAAUGAAGUUGUGAACAAGGAGAACAAAGAAGUGAUUGCUGCUGCAGUGGAAGUGAAAGAGGUGUAAGAAAAUUAUUGUUUGCUUGCACUAAUUAAUCCAAUUAUCUUUGCUUAUUGAUUAAGAAAGAAAGAAAGAAGUUUCAUUUUAUGAUGAGGGAAAGUUUUAUUUUGUUCAAAAAGUUGUUGUACUACUUAAGUUGAGGAUGAUGAUUAUCCAUCUUGAUGUACUCAAGUGGUUAAUUAUAGUUAAUUAUAUCCUCUCCUCGUUCAAUUUGGUGACAAUAAACUUAAAUCUUGAGUCUUGACCGUAUAUUCUUGAGAAGAUCAUGACAUCUUAUUCGAGAAUCUGUGGAACUAUGCUUAUUUUUCCACUAAUCGAAGUAUUUCAUUGAAUAA
Nicotiana tabacum (common tobacco) is the source of this 916-nucleotide messenger RNA. RefSeq lists its product as uncharacterized. The record is from RefSeq and is a predicted model, not a curated record. Lineage: Eukaryota; Viridiplantae; Streptophyta; Magnoliopsida; Solanales; Solanaceae.